AUGCCACGCGGGAGACACCACUCACACGGAAAGAAGAGCGAACACGCCCACGCGACCAAGCAGGACCACAAGGCAGAGAGGGAGCAGCACGACAGCGACUCGGAGCAGAACGAUCAGGCGGCGGACGGCCAGAUCGAUAGACAGGCGCAGCCCGCGACGUACACCGCCAUGACGGUGGACGCCAAGGCCCUGGAGGACGCGCCACCCGCCGGCGCAGCCGUGGGGGCGGGAUAUGACCAACAAGACGGCAUAACCAAAGCCAAGGGAAUCACUUUGCCACCCGAUGCACUACCGGAUCAACAAGCCGGCAUGCCGAAUGUGCCCGUGGCAGCCAUGGUGGUAGGAGCGGCCGAGCCCGCGGUCCCGGAAUCCGGGCAGCACUGCCGUGAAUCCUGA
Molecule: messenger RNA, 396 nt
Organism: Klebsormidium nitens
Lineage: Eukaryota; Viridiplantae; Streptophyta; Klebsormidiophyceae; Klebsormidiales; Klebsormidiaceae
Source: the annotation of a GenBank genome assembly